This is a messenger RNA of Iphiclides podalirius (scarce swallowtail), 399 nucleotides long. Lineage: Eukaryota; Metazoa; Arthropoda; Insecta; Lepidoptera; Papilionidae. The record is from the annotation of a GenBank genome assembly.
AUGACAACACGACCGCGCACUCAGCGCAGCAAAACUGACUUCCUCGCCAGCACACCAGCCACGGAGAGAACCAUUGAGCCCAACUCGUUACCACAACGUGAUGGCGCGCCGCAGCCUUCGGGCAUAACUGGCAACCCUACAGCCAAUAAGGAUGUAGAGGCGUCCGCGGCUCCGCGUGGCGUUUUUCAGGCGAUGGAGCAAUUAGGGCGGGCGGCGCCCUACGUCAUUGGACGGGGUCACGACCCCGCGGCGACGCGAUUGGCUGACACGGCCCACCUAUGUAUCGACCUUUGGCCCAGCUCGCUCUUAAUGCGCGUCGAGGAGCGCCAAGCGACUCAAUGGAAGACUCAGAGCUCAUACAAGCUAGAGACUAGCAACGCCUAUCGAAGGCUUCAACGG